Messenger RNA from Schistocerca cancellata (South American locust), 1800 nucleotides. Its product is annotated as dipeptidase 1-like. Gene Ontology annotation, molecular function: metallodipeptidase activity. The record is from RefSeq and is a predicted model, not a curated record. Lineage: Eukaryota; Metazoa; Arthropoda; Insecta; Orthoptera; Acrididae. Bases 1 to 1800 code for a protein of 599 amino acids. Gene Ontology annotation, biological process: proteolysis. The transcript is spliced from 14 exons.
AUGGGUCUAGGAACUUUCCUCGCCCAGAGUGUGUGGUUCGCACGGGAGCACGAGUGUGGGGGAGGGUGGGGGUGGGGGUGGGUGGGGGCUGUGGGGGCGCACAGUGGUCCCCCGCGCGGCCCGGGGCGGUCCCGCCGGCGCACGCCCGCUAUGCUAUCGAACGGCGGCCGGCGCGCACCGCGCAUGCGCGGCCUGCCCCCGGCGCGCCCGCGCACCGCCAGCGGCGGAGGCGGCGGCGGCGGCGGGGGCAGAGGCGCAGGCUGCCCCGGGGGCGGCGCGGGCACCAGCCGCAGGCCCAAGCCCGACCUCGACCUCAUCGAGAGGGCCUCUUCCAUCGAGGACCACUGCCUGCAGACAAUAUACGUGAAGGACAUCCCAGAACUGCAGCCACAGACGGAAACCUCGAGAAAGUGCACGACCCGGGUCGCCUCCUCGCCUGGCCUCGACCGGAAGCUGCCCAACGGUGACGUAGUUCCGGAGCGGCUGGCCGAGCACGUGGCGGCGCGCCGCGCCGACAGGGACCGCGUGCUGGAGCUGGACUACAAGCAGUGGCUGGCGCUGUGCGGGCUGCUGAUCGUGGCGGCGGCGCUGGGCGUCGGCGUCGGCGUCCCGCUGGCGCUGGAGCUGCGCUCGUCGCGGCUGCUGGAGGCCCGGCUCCAGGUGGUGCGCCGCAUCCUGCGCGAGGUGCCGCUCAUCGACGGGCACAACGACCUGCCGUGGAACCUGCGCAAGUUCCUGCACAACCAGCUGCGCGACUUCCGGUUCACGGACGACCUGCGCCAGGUGGAGCCCUGGAACAAGAGCCCCUGGUCGCACACCGACCUGCACCGCCUCAAGCAGGGCAUGGUCGGCGCCCAGUUCUGGUCGGCGUACGUGCCGUGCGGUUCCCAGUACCUGGACUCGGUGCAGCUGACGCUGGAGCAGAUCGACGUGAUCCGCCGCCUCGUCGACAAGUACCCGGCGCACAUGCAGCUCGUCACCACCGCGCAAGGUAUCGAGGAGGCGCACCGCGCCGGCAAGGUGGCCAGCCUGAUCGGCGUGGAGGGCGGCCACGCGCUGGGCAGCUCGCUGGCGGUGCUGCGCAUGUUCUACCAGCUGGGCGCGCGCUACCUCACGCUCACGCACGCCUGCAACACGCCUUGGGCAGACUCGUCACUGGUUGACGAACCGAGCGAGUCCGUGCCCGCAGACCACUCCAGCCGCGGGGGACUCACCAGCUUCGGAAAGCUGGUGGUGCGCGAGAUGAACCGGCUGGGCAUGAUGGUGGACCUGUCGCACGUGUCGGCGCGCACCAUGGGCGACGCGCUCGACGUCACGCAGGCGCCCGUCAUCUUCUCGCACUCGUCCGCCCUCGCGCUCUGCAACUCGUCCCGCAACGUGCCCGACGACGUGCUGCGGAAGCUGGCCAUCAACGGCGGCAUCGUGAUGGUGAGCUUCUUCAACAACUUCCUCAGCUGUUCCGACAGCGCGUCGCUGCAUGACGUCAUCGCGCACAUCAACCACAUCCGCGCCGUUGCGGGUGUCAACCACGUGGGGUUGGGUGCCGGCUACGACGGCAUCAACUUGACGCCGGAGGGCCUGGAGGACGUGUCCCGGUACCCCCUGCUGCUGGCCGAGCUGGCCAGGGACCGCCUGUGGAGCGCCUCCGACAUCAAGAAGCUGGCCGGCGCCAACCUCGUCAGGGUCUUCCGGGAGGUCGAGAAGGUACGCGCCGACUGGUCGGAGGGCGGCCCCACCGAGGACUGGAUCUCCAUGGAGGACCUGGACGGCAAGACGUACUGCCGCUACCCCGGCACCUGA